Molecule: messenger RNA, 2323 nt
Organism: Dreissena polymorpha
Lineage: Eukaryota; Metazoa; Mollusca; Bivalvia; Myida; Dreissenidae
Product: multiple epidermal growth factor-like domains protein 6
Exons: 8
Coding region: 209-2323 (704 amino acids)
Molecular function (GO): scavenger receptor activity
Source: RefSeq, a predicted model, not a curated record
CAUCACCUGUACCUACAACGAACCCUCUGACAAUCUGACCUGCGCUGUGUGUGUUGCUGGAAGAUACGGCCCCUACUGCACACCGUGCAACAGUAACUGUUUGAGAGACAUCGGAGACAUAUGUAUUCACAAUGGUACAUGCUUAGACGGAUGCAGACCCGGUUACAGGGGUGAUAAAUGUGAUGUAUCAUGUGAGGCUACAUUCGGUAUGGCGAACUGUGCCCAGUGUGACAGAUACCAAUUUACAUGCACUGUUUGCAAGCCCGGGUUUUGGGGUCCUAAAUGUCAAUUUUUGUGCGGCGUCAACUGUGUGGAGUUCGGUGGGGCAAGAUACUGCAAUAUAUCGGACGGCACAUGCAGAGACGGUUGUAUGCCUACCUACUUCAAGCAUGACUGCAGUGGCUCAUGUCCUAACUGUGCAAACAACGUUUGUCAUAGAACCACUGGUACCUGUUUGGACCCCAUCUGUGACAGCGGCUUUUUCGGAGAGACCUGUUACCAGUCCUGUCCUGCUAACUGCGGUUUGGAUCCAAAUGGCCUCGCUUACUGUGACUUCACUUCCGGAGAUUGCACGUAUGGCUGCCGGGACGGCUACUAUGGAGCGAAAUGCACGCUCGGAUGUUCCCAGUUCUGUAAAAGAAGCCCCGCAAAUACAGAGAAGGCGUGCAAUGUUGGUAAAUUUGGGACAUUCUGUAACGAAGACUGUCCCGGUGGCGUUCAAUGUAGGAAUCUAACCUGCAACCGCUACACCAGCACCUGCAUUGGGUGCGUUGUGUUAAAAUGGGGCGACAUUUGUAACCGCACGUGCCCCAACUGCGUGAACGGACUGUGUGAGCAGAGCACCGGCUUCUGUCAGCUAGGAUGCGUCAAUGGUUACUAUGGCGACAAUUGUAACUACAGAUGUGGCGACCGAUGCACGGUGUGUAACCGAGUGAAUGGGACCUGUGAUGUUUGCAACGUUAGUACAUUCGGUGACACGUGUCAGCGUAACUGUAGCGGCAACUGUGUUUCUGACCCUGGGCAGAGUUUUAUCACGUGCGCGAAAGAGAACGGUGACUGCACGAGCGGCGUGUGUAAGCCCGGGUUCUUUUCCCCACACUGUGCCCUAACAUGCAGUCCAACAUGUGCGGAGAGAGGCCCCGACAUGCAAGUGUGUAAAAUUGACACCGGGGACUGCCUGCAUGGAUGUGACGACGGAUUCUAUAAUCCCACGUGCGCGCAUCCGUGCAGUAAUACGUGCAGGAAUAAACGAUGCGUGAACGCUGGGAACAACUGCGUGGAUGGGUGUGUCGCUGAAUACUACAACUUUCCGACCUGUGACACGCCUUGUAAUUCAAAUUGUGUCAACUCCACGUGCGAUGACAUAGGUGGCGCCUGUAGUUACGGAUGUCGCGUCGGUUACUAUGGAAACCAAUGCCAGUUGACGUGUCUCUUGAACAACACGUGCGUUAACAACACGUGCGACAGAACGCUUGGGUAUUGCAGAGAAUGCGACCUCCCUAAACCCGGAUUCCAGUGCAGAGAGGCUGCAUGUGAUGUCGGUUUCUAUGGUAACACGCCCUGCCCAGGGGGUAGCAACUGCUCAGGAAGCACAUGUGAGCGAUACACGGCGAGGUGCAAAGGGUGUAUCAGCGGCCGUUAUGGCGACCACUGUGAGAGAACAUGCUCCAACUGUGCUAGUGGCGUCCGUGAUCAAACUUUCGGUGUUUGCCAAGGCGCAUGCGUGGACGGCUAUUUCGGGAAAAAGUGUGACACCCGUUGCGGCAAUCGAUGCACGCGCUGUGCGCAGUUUACUGGAGCGUGUCUGGUUUGCAAUGUCGGAGCUCACGGAACUUCUUGUGAAUUCAAUUGCAGUAACCAGUGCCUCCCGUUGUCGUCAGGUAUCAUUUCCUGUAACAAGGUGAACGGGUACUGUGACAGCGGCGCAUGCGUGCCAGGAUUAUAUCGACCCACGUGUACCUCGUCAUGCAGUUCGAAUUGUAAGGAUGACGUCUGCGAACUUCAGAGCGGAAACUGCACAAACGGUUGCAACGUCGGCUGGUUUGGAAGGUUCUGUGACGGUACAUGUAGCGCAAACUGCGUGAAUCGGAACUGCCUAGGUUCUGCUGAUAGCUGCCUGGAGGGAUGCGUGCCCGAAAUGUAUGGUCCCCAGUGCAACAUUCCGUGCAAUUCUAACUGUUCGACAGGCGUCUGUAAUAUCACCGGAUACUGCACCCGCGGAUGCCUUCCCGGGUGGAACGGCGACAUGUGCGACCGGAUGUGCAACGCCACGUGCACGGAUGGGCGGUGUAGCAGGACGCUGGGGCUUGUCCCGCCGGACUGA